Effrenium voratum is the source of this 591-nucleotide messenger RNA. The record is from the annotation of a GenBank genome assembly. Lineage: Eukaryota; Dinophyceae; Suessiales; Symbiodiniaceae.
AUGUACGACAACACCUAUAUUGCCAUGGGCAAGAUGGUGCGCGUCGACACGACCAGUUUCUCAUCCGCCGAUGUGGUGGACCUCGCGCAGAUCGACACCAACUACGUGCAAUUCAAGUCGGCCUUCACCGACGGCACCUAUGGCUAUUUGGUGCCCAACUCCUUUGGAAGAGUGGUGCGAUUCACCUUGGACCCCUUCGCCUUCGACGCGGAAUAUGACGUCAGCCUCCUGUCCUCAUCUUGGGACUUUGGCAUGUACGACGGCACCUACGGCUACUUGGUGGGAGACCAAUCGACCUCCAACGUGGUCCGCUUCACCUGGGGUGGCGCCUGGGACACGCUGGACAUGUACAGCAGCCACGGCGUUUUUAGCGGCUUCUAUUCAGCCUUUGUCAGCGGCUCGGACGUGUACCUGUUUGAGACCACGCAGUAUUCAGGCAUCUACCGACACUGCAAAGUCAGCAACCACGACCACGUCAAGCACCACUACCUCCACGUCAACCAGCACCUCAUCAUCAAGCACCACUUCUACCUCAAGCAGCUCAUCGUCAAGCACCACAUCCACGUCUACCACAAGCACCACCUCGACUAG